GAACCUAAAUACUGUAUGGCUGUGACCACACGAACAUGUGAUCAUCGGGUAUAUACAUAUGUCAGGCAAUGCACAGAAAAACUACCAGUCUUAUGUGCUGUCACAAAUAAGACGUCGCCGGAAAAUAUACCAUCUACUUAUUCGGUUGAGAUUCCUGAACUGGACUUCAUUGUUAACACGACCAAAAAUACUGUACCAGCGUCCGAUAUUACAACAUUUACAAUUUCGGUUGAAGUUCCUGAACUGGAUUCUAAUGUAAAAGCGAGUAAUAAUAUUCUACUGAUAACACUGGUUAUAACAGCCGUACAAGCUGUUGUGGUUUUUAUUGUAGUGAUCGUUGUAUGCAUAAGACGUCGGAACUCAUCAAUAACUCGACAUCAACAAACUCCUGUUCCAACCAAUGAAGUUACAUACGCUCAGGUCAACAAGCCUACAAAAGAGAAAACACCUGACCAUGCUGGCGAACAGACUAGAAAAAACCCAGUCGACGAUGCCUAUGAUCAUAUGGAACAUCAUCGACUCAGUCAGUAUCAGAUUCCAACUGAGAGCAAUUAUGAUACCAUGCAGUCUGGUGGAAAUGAAGAAUUGGAAAAUGACUAUGACGUCACAAGUGGAACAGACAGACCAAGACAAAUUGUCGUUGAUGAUAGUUCAGAAUAUAGUCAUGUACAGGUAGAACAUCAUGAAAUAAAAGAUCCAUCGGCUUAAGAAAACAAUAAUUUAAUUAGUGUUUUAACUUAGAAAUACACGAAAACUACGUGUAUAUAACGUUAGCCAGAUAAUACAGCAGUAGUAUCAAAAUUAGUGUUUCUAUAUAUAAAAUUUUGUAAUACUGUACAGUAUAAUUGUUUGCAAUUUUCUGUGCUUUGCAUUUUUUUUUAUUUUUAAGAUCAUACACAUUACAGACUUUAUUUGAUUUAGGGAAGUUCAAUUUGUAUGGCCACAUAUUUAACAAUGACAAUGUGUGAUUUGGGUUAAAAUGUAAUGAAAAGAACUAUUUAGCAUGAACGUUUACAAUUGUGUGUACGCAAAUUUCUCUACUUGUGACUAUAACGACAACAAGUGAAAUGUUCAUUCUAACCAUCCACAAAUAAACCUAAAAUGUUUAAAUAAACGACAUAUGAAACUCAACAUCUGAAAAACUUAUUUCAUCAUCUUAUUUUGUUUGCUGAUUUUUAAAUAAAUACAUGUAUAUAUUUUGUUGUCAUCCAAAGUGAGUCUUUUGCAUGUACAAGUUGUCACUCUAACUCCUUCCGACCGGCAUGUAAACCAAUAAAUACGUAGGUUCGUCAGAUCAGAAUGUGGACGUCACAUUUUAACCCAGUAUUAUAGAUGAGUGUAGCGAGAAUUGCACCACGCUCAAUGUACGCCCAAGAACGUUUGCAACACCUCUUUGAGGAGUCGUUCUUUUAAGUGGCGAUUUUGCACGACUUGACCAUUCAUGACCACAUUUAUCAGUCACCAUUUCCACCGUCAUACUAGGCGACGAACUGUUUAAAACUAACUUAUUGGGUGUAGUUUAAUAAAAGAAGAAUACGUUGUAUUAGAUAGAAGAUAAAAGCGAGUCAAAACAAUAUGAAUUUGGAGAAAUUAUUAUUCACAGUGCGGCCUUUAACAAUGAGCAAAAUCAACACCAUAUAUAGUCAGCUAAAAAAACUCGACUCGAGCAACUGUGAAUUAAUUUAAACGAAAAAAACAUAUCCUGAUUAAUGACAAAAAAAUUACGAAAAAAAAGAUGCCAAACAAGUACAUGAGGCAACCCAAAGUGCACCUAUUUAUACAGUUUGUCCACCUACGUUUCUUUUUUAUCAAGACAAGUUUCCAUCUUACGUUUAUCUGAUCCUUAUGCAUCAUAUAGUGCAACACAUUUAAUUUUGAAUCCAUAUAAAACGUAGAAAAAUAGGGUUGAACCGACCUUCAAACGACCUAUGGUUCGGUUCGGUAAUGACGAGUACCCAAAUUGCACCAAUGCCUUUAUUCACGUCUGUAAAAACCGAAUAACUGAUGUUUUGUUUCUUUUCUUCCAAAAAUUAAGAACAAUUUGACAAUAGUCUAUGCUUUCUAUUAAUUUUCAAGAAAUGGAUUCCUGCAAAACAAUGUAAUUGCUUGUUUUAAAAAAAUGACUUUUUUGUGGACGUCGCAUGGUGUAGUGUUCGUUCAUUUCACUUUUUCCAGUUGACACUUCAUCUGAUGAUAUAAACUGAACGUUUAGUGAAUAUAUAAAGAUAUUUAUUUUUUUGGAAAACAUGCAUAAUGUCAAAUUAUCCAAAAAUACAAAUUGUUUAGUUCCUUAGAAAAGUUGUUUUUCGCUGCUAUUUAUGCUAAAUAAGUGCAAUUUGGGUACCCGGUCUAGAUUGGUACUGUGACGUUAGAGAAUUAUGAUAAAAUGUUAGAAAACACUUCUUAUGAUAUGCUUUAGGAAUAAAAAACAAUUAGUGUUAAAGAAAAGCAUGGUCGUUAUUUUUACUGUGUUAUACUUAUAUGUAAAUAUUUAGAAAAGCUGUAGUCAAAUAUAUAUGCAUCUUAGAUAUUGCAAAAUAAGUCGUAUUGUGAUGUAUUGUUACAUGCACACAUACUAUGUUGUAUAAUAUAAUUAUUUGAUAUGUUUUAAAACAUGAAAUGAUGUAUACUAUUGUUUAUGCAAAUGUUUUUAUAUCCUGUCAUUUUCCUUAAGUAUGUGUUCCCAUUUUCUGAGAACUAAAGAACUCACCGAUAAAGAUAAAACGUUUUGUCAAUAUCAAUUUGAAAACAGAAAACAAAAUUUUGACAGUUGUAGACAUAGAAGAAAAAUAAUGUUGAUUUCUUUACAAACUAACAGACUUGGUUUUUUUAAAAGCCCAUAUGAAAUUAAACUCAAUUCAAUUGAAAAGUAUAGGUUUGUUUUACAGUUGAAGCUACAUUUUAAAAAUUAGUACAUUCUUUAAACAAAAUAGUUUCUACGAAUAGCUGUUACUUUGUCAAAAUGUAAAACCAAAUGGGUAAUUUUGGUAGUAAAUGAAAACCUCACAGUCUUGGGAUCACUAGUACUGUAAAACCCUGUAUGAACAUUUGGUAUGAAUUAAUAAAUGUAUACAAUUAUAAUAGGAACAUAUUUGUCCUAUUGCUUUGAUCUAAUAUAUCUGUUUUUAUACAACCCAU
This is a messenger RNA of Mytilus trossulus (common blue mussel), 3138 nucleotides long. RefSeq lists its product as uncharacterized. Bases 16 to 708 code for a protein of 230 amino acids. The transcript has 4 exons. NCBI's taxonomy places the organism in Eukaryota, Metazoa, Mollusca, Bivalvia, Mytilida, Mytilidae. The record is from RefSeq and is a predicted model, not a curated record.